AUGUAUGAUGAAGAAAGUGUUAACGAUAGCAUUAGGCUAGCAACUCUUUACUUCAAGAACGAGGAGUACAGUAAAUCCAUAAAGUUGUACAACAAGGUUAUCCAUGAAAUAAAAAACCUAACAAAAAAUGAUGUUAGAUCUAUACGAAAGAAUAUUUACAAAUUAUCUGAGGUCCCCCCGGUAGGACCAUUGGUACAUCCGAAGCUAGGGGCUGUUCUUGAUCAAUGUGCCGCUGCAUAUGAAAAAAUGAACAAUUUGCAGCGUGCUUUACAUCAAGGUGAACAACUGAUGGAAUAUGAGCCUCUCAGUUGCAAGGGUUAUUUGCGAGUGUCCAAGAUAUUGAUAAUGAUGAAUAAGGACUUGGAUGCUUAUAAGGUGACCCAAAGAGGGCUCUACUAUUUGGAUCGUGCUCAGAAACUUUAUCGUGUUGACAUACCUGAAAAACACUAUUCAAGUCUCCAGGCUCGUUGCAAACAUCUCAAACAGCAGUUGAAGACUAAGCAACAGAAUACGGUGAUGACUCUGCGGUCCAAUAGCCCGGAAUCAGAAUCUUCAAAUUCCUCGAGAUCGAUACUUCCAGCGAAACGUUCUUCAAGUGAUAUAAUAAUCAGACAAAUUCGCCCUACGAAGAGCACCAAAAAGACACUUGACCCACUUGACCUUCUCACAGAUGAUAUCCUCGAACUUGUAUUUCUUCAACUUCCUUUGAAAUCCAUCUUUGCAUGCCAUCAAGUGUCCAAAAAAUGGUACGAAUUCCUCACAAAGAUACCUAGGCUAUACAACAAGAGGGUCUGUAUGCGAGAGAAAAUAACAAGCCAAGAGUUUUCGAGCGGCAUUAAAUUUUUGAGCCGUGUAAUGAACCGUUCAAGCACACGUCAAAUAGAGCUGUUCCGCCUAAGGUCGGUGCUCAACCUGGUCAACUUCAGCAAAAUUAUGGACCAGCUUUUCAUAUCUAUGGCACGAACUUCGAUCGCGAUAACCAUCCGAGAAUUGGAUAUUAUGAACCAAAACCUUUCCUUCCACAUGUUGAUGAACCAAGUGUGCAAGUUUGCUUCUAGCGACACUAGCCUACUUGCGGUUAAAGCACUUCGCAUUGGGUUCAAUUCUUACGUUCCUGAUGCCAAUCUCUUGCUUUCUGCGUUCCCGGGUCUUGAAAGUUUGGAGAUGGUCAUACUAGAAAAUACCUUGGGAAAGGAUUGUUCAGAGAUUUUUGCCGAUCACUUUAGCCUGCGAGAGAUGAGUGCACGCAAUGGACUUCACCAUCUCUCUCUCAUCAACCACCCGAAAUUGCGUCUGCAAGUUACAAACCUUCCCAUCCAUAUUAACGACCUUCCAUCCUUAGAGUCUCUUAAGGUUGCCUCCUUCAAUUUUACGAACGAUAUUGAGCUCCGUCAGUUCCUUCAAAACAGCGAGAACUUGCGUGUUCUAUACCUUGAAAACAACACUGCCUUAUCCAUUACUUCACUCUUGAGAUAUAUUCAAUUUGACGGUGCCCAGUUCAAAUUGCGUUCCUUGGCCGUGAGAGAGGCAACUGCACAAAUACGAUCGUGGGAUGUCAACCCUGCUGAUUUGCCACAGCUCCACGAUCUCGUGAACCUAGACCUUUAUUCCACAUCGCUAAGCACAAGGUCGUUCAUUAGGCUACUUCAAGUUGCAAACCACAAUGGAAAUUUGCAAAGCUUAGCAAUAAGAAAUUCCACAAACAUCCAGUUUAUGAAUGAUACCUUGGUACGAAACAACUCGCCUCGAUUGACGCUAGGAAAUAUUAUGGAAAUGUGUCCUGAUAUUGAACACCUAUACUUGAAUGAAGUUGGCGUCGAUAAUACUACACUUCGCAACUUUGCCCGAGAGCUAGCCACGAAAAGAUCAAAAUUUCAUCUAAAAUCGAUAGAUUUGAGCUUUUGCGAGCGGUUGGAUGGUACAGGGAUACUUUCCCUACUAGAAUCGGUGCGUUCGUCGAACAACAGCGGUACUGAAUUAGGCUGCAAAUUACAAGCUAUGACGCUCCAUGGUCUUCCCAUAUACACGGAAACACUCCAGCUCCUACGCAACCAUCCAGCAGUUGAUCUCAUAACUCACGACCCUACAAGGCUCAAGUGGAGAGAGUACGGCAGAAACACUUUGGUGUUUGAGUGA
Messenger RNA from Meyerozyma guilliermondii ATCC 6260, 2136 nucleotides. Its product is annotated as DNA-binding SCF ubiquitin ligase subunit. The record is from RefSeq and is a predicted model, not a curated record. The transcript has a single exon. Gene Ontology annotation, molecular function: protein binding. Lineage: Eukaryota; Fungi; Ascomycota; Pichiomycetes; Serinales; Debaryomycetaceae. Bases 1 to 2136 code for a protein of 711 amino acids.